Messenger RNA from Sesamum indicum (sesame), 1118 nucleotides. It is a transcript of the gene NRPE5, whose product is annotated as Eukaryotic rpb5 RNA polymerase subunit family protein. The record is from RefSeq and is a predicted model, not a curated record. Lineage: Eukaryota; Viridiplantae; Streptophyta; Magnoliopsida; Lamiales; Pedaliaceae. Gene Ontology annotation, biological process: transcription elongation by RNA polymerase I; transcription by RNA polymerase II; tRNA transcription by RNA polymerase III. Gene Ontology annotation, molecular function: DNA binding.
CUCGAAUGAAACACUAUUUUCAUGUUGAGCCAAAAACCCACAGUACAUAGCGGAAACCAGAGUACUCUUACAACGGCCCAGCAGCACCAACCACAGAUAGACCUAGAGAUUCCAUUUAAACCAAUAAACUUCUCCCAAAACCCACAAAGAUUUUGGUCAGAAAAGAGAAGGAGAAAAGCCCAGAAAAUCCAGAGAAAGAGAAAUUCAAGCAAGAACGAAAGAGAAGACCAUAUCAAAAAAAAAAAAAAAAAGAAUGAAGCAAGAAACAGUGGUGGAUGCUGAUGUUGAAGAGAACUUCGGUUCCUGUCUGACCAGUUUGUUGGACGAUGGCAAGAUUGAGAGCCACAGAUACUAUCUGGCGCGACGAACGAUGCUGGAAAUGCUCAAAGACCGUGGAUUCGCGGUGCCCAGUUGUGAGAUUGAGGUUUCCCUUCAAGAAUUCCGAAGCAAGUACGGGGAGAUGCCUGAUGCUGAUGACUUGAGGAUUUCCGCUCUUCAUAAGGAUGAUCCUUCUAUUAAGGUUCUAGUUAUUUUCUGUGCUCCGAGCAUAGUUAAAGUAAAUGUCAUCCGUGCCAUUGCAACUCAGAUAGUUAACAAAGACAGCUUAAGUCGGCUGAUAUUGGUAGUGCAGAAUAAAAUAACUAACCAGGCCUUAAAAGCUGUGGAUCUUUUCUCAUUCAAAGUCGAAAUUUUCCAGAUCACCGACUUGCUUGUCAACAUAACCAGGCAUGAACUGAAGCCAAAACAUCAAGUGCUUACCGAUGAAGAGAAAGAAGAUCUACUAAAGAAGUACAGCAUAACUGAAAAGCAGCUUCCACGAAUGUCAGAGAAAGAUGCAAUAGCUUGUUACUAUGGGCUGGAAAAAGGGCAGGUCGUGAAGGUCACAUACAGCGGUGAACUGACACAGUUACAUGUAACUUAUCGAUGUGUUUGGUGAUGUUUUAUGGUUAUCUGGCUAGAAACUCAUUGUUCCAGAUGUUAGGGCCUUCUGCUGCCUUGUAUUUGUUCUGUGCAGGCAAUGUUUUCUACAAAUUUGGCCGACACUGCUGCUAUAAAACUUGGGGAGUCCCUAAUCUUUUCCAUCUUUCAGUUUUAAUGCUUUAUUUAGAGUUGUGAAA